AUGCUCAUACCAUUACUACGGAGACGAUACAAUUUAAGGAAUUGUAGAUUAUUAUAUUUUUCAUUAUCACUACGACGAAAUUCAUCAAAAUCUUCAACGGCAUUUUUUCAUGAAAAUUCAAUUUGUAAAAUUGAUGAGAUCACCAACAAUGAUUUCAAUUCCAACUUAAGAUUCAAACAUUAUUAUAAUAAUCAAAAUGUUUUCAUAAAUCCCUGUUCCCAUUAUAAUAAACAAAAGGCAAGACCCAAGAAUAAGAAUAAGAAUACUGAACAGUUUAUUACUCCUCCUCAAAACUUUCAAGAUAUUAUCGAUCAAAAUGAAAACAAUAUCCCAGUAGAAGGUUCAAUUGUUGAAAUAGUUCGACCAGAUUUUACACCUAAAGUGGGGUUGGUGGUGAGACAAGCACUUUCAAGGUUUGAUGAAAGAUAUAAUAAAUUAUUAGUAUUGACAAAUGAUAAUGAGUUAUUAGAUGUCCUGGCAUCGAAAGUCAAUUUCCAUUUGUAUCAAAUAAUCUUUCCUGAAUUUAUCAAUUUACAACAGAUUGUGAUGUUUAGACACAAUAAGAAAUGUAAGGAAAGAAUACGAGCUAUUGAGUUUCUUAACAAUUUUAUCAAUGAUGUUUUAGAUCUUAAAAAAACAUUGGAACCAAUGUUUGAUCGAAUAUAUUCACAAGUGUCUACAAACUCAACAAACCAUGUGACAUUAAUCGACAUAAUAGAUGCUAUAAAAUACCAAGAAACUUUGGUAAUAAAAAUUGGUCUGUCAUUCUAUAAUCAAUGCGUUUUAUUAUUUAGUAUUCAUUGGUGUUUAGUUAACUCCCCUAAAUGGAUUGUACCCAAUUAUUUUAUCAACAACAAAUCAACAAAUGUAUUACAAGGACAUUCAAACAAUUUUCACACAAUUACUAAUUAUUUUGUUACCCCAGGUACUAUAUGGGCAUCUAUAUCAAAGUUCAUGCAAUAUAUGGAACAUACAGAAAAAUCCCAUGAGUUGAUAGAAAAAUUUUUCGUUCAACUUAAAAGUAGAAAAGGUGAUGAACUUUGUCAUUUUUUACAAGUUUAUGAUGGUAGACAUUUAGCCUAUAUACUUGAUGUUAUUAAAUUUGCUAUUGUCUAUCCACAUGAUACGAUCAUUAAACAAUUGAAUAAGUUAACUUCUUUUGAAAAUUGUAAAACACCAAAUGAUUUAUAUAAUAAACUUUUGGAUUUGAAUAUUUAUGACAAGUCAACCGAGGUGAUAUUGUCACUGGGGAUCGUGGAUGUGGGGGGUUCAGAUAGAAUAAAUGUAUCAAGUUCUGACCUAAACCAAUUACAAAUGCAUAAACAAUGGAGUGGAGAACACAGUGAUUUAUUUAAACAUUUAAGAACCAAAAAGAAAUAUUAUCGUGAUCACAUAGUUUAUGGAUUACCAAUUGAUGAUAAUGAGAAUUGUUCGAGAUUUGCAGUGUCAUUAGAAACUUUAAAUUCUAGAAAAUAUAUGUUAAAUAUUCAUAUUCCUGAUAUCACCACUGUUUUACCUCCAGGAGAUUUUAUGAUGGAAAAUAUGUUUAAUAAAUUUACUGAAUUAUCAUCUAAAAUGAACAAUUUCAUUAAUGGAUUUCAAUCUAAGUUAUUUUCAAAUAGAUUUGAGGAAUCGAAAAGGUUUCAUAAAUACGAAACUGAAGAUUCAGAAAAUUUAUGGGAUGACGAGUUGUUACAAAACAAUAAUAAAUCACAACGAAAUCCUUCAAAAGUGACAUGUAUGACUAUUUCAUUUGAAUUCAAUUCUUAUGAACCAGAACCUUUCAAAUCUUUUAUUGAUAAAAUAUCAAUAAGUUUUGAUUCAAUCUCAAAUUUAAAUGUUAAAAUUGUUGACAAAGAUCUUUUAGAAAAAUGUUUAUCAGGGAAAUUAGAAACAUCACUAUUCAAAUUAUUAAGACGAAACCAAACCCUGGGAUUGUCUGAUAGACCAUAUUUGAAUAAAGGUGAUAUUCAUAAUUUGAAUUACAUUAAUGGUAUUAUGAAAACAUUUUUUAAAAUGCGAGAACAUUUAGGAGCAGCAGUAAUUAAUCCUCAACAAGAAUUUUUAAUUUCUGACAAUUCAAAAAUAGGUGUCGAUAAGACUCACACUCAUACUCAUAGCAACUUUAUAUUACGUGAAUUACAGAUAUUCACUGGAGCAUUAGUAGCUGAAUAUUGUACUCAACACAGAAUUCCAAUUUUAUUUCACUGUCAAGACAUAGAACCGACAAUGUACGAUCUGGAUAAAGUCAUGGUUACCCAUGACAACAUAAUGAUUCCACCAUAUGAUUCAGAGAAUUAUCAUCACAGUGUCCUUGCCAAAAAUUCAGAUGGAUAUAUAUCUUUGCAAGCAAGUUUUGUAUCAAAGAAUUAUCUUUCUCCAAAUAAUGUUAUUACUAGUCCAAGAAAUAACCUCCCAUUAGGAUUAAAGAAUGGAUACGUCAAUAUUGUGGAUAUCUUCACCAGAAAAGAAGCUAUAAUAAAUCAGUAUCAACUUCUCUUUUAUCAACAAGCUUUAUUUAAUAGAACUUUGAGUAUGGAAAAAGGGUAUUUGAAAACUGUACAGCAAUUUAACCUUUUGAAAUCCUUCGGCUAUCAAUUGCAAGGUCCAUUGAUAGAAUCUAGAUUGAUGUCUUACAUGGAAGCUUGUCAUCAAAGUCAUGAAAUUUCAUUGUUGGUAGAAUCUAUUUUGAGGAAAUAUUCAGCAUUAAAAUGGCUUGAAAACGUUCAAAUUGAUAUUAACGAAGGAAAUGGAUUAAAAGUUUUCCAUUGUAUUGUUACAUUAGUUGGAAUCAAUUAUGAUUUGGGUGUUGUUUGUAAAUGUUUUUGUAUGGAAUUGGGUAUUGAAGUUGAUGUAUUGACCGAAAAUACUGACAUACAUAUUGGUAACAAAUUAGUUUGUGAUAAAGUUUUGCAAGUAAAUGCAGUUGAUAGGACAUGUUUACUUAGAGAUGAGAAUUACGGAUCCACUUGGUAUUUAUAG
Molecule: messenger RNA, 2982 nt
Organism: Candida dubliniensis CD36
Lineage: Eukaryota; Fungi; Ascomycota; Pichiomycetes; Serinales; Debaryomycetaceae
Exons: 1
Coding region: 1-2982 (993 amino acids)
Source: RefSeq, a predicted model, not a curated record